UCAAGUCCAGUUCCGACUUCCGCUCCGUUCGUCCCUUUCCUGUUCGGCGCGUGUGGUUGAGGGGCGAUCGCGGCGGCCGGUCUCUCGUUUUCAUCGCAGACACUUCUACUGCAAAGAUGGUCAAUGUACCGAAGACCCGAAGAACUUUCUGUAAGAAAUGCGGAAAGCACCAGCCUCACAAAGUGACCCAGUAUAAGAAGGGCAAGGAUUCCCUGUAUGCCCAAGGAAAGCGGCGCUACGAUCGAAAGCAGAGUGGUUAUGGUGGGCAGACAAAGCCAAUUUUCCGAAAGAAGGCCAAAACCACAAAGAAGAUUGUGCUCAGGCUCGAGUGUGUUGACCCCAACUGCAGGUCCAAGAGGAUGCUGGCCAUUAAGAGAUGCAAGCAUUUUGAACUGGGAGGCGACAAGAAGAGAAAGGGCCAAGUGAUCCAGUUCUAAAACUUGUGUUCUGAGAGGAAAAUACUGAAGCAGUAGAAAAAUGCCCUGCUAGAGAAUAAAGUUAAUGCUAAUGAUACUAA
Apodemus sylvaticus (European woodmouse) is the source of this 517-nucleotide messenger RNA. It is a transcript of the gene Rpl36al, whose product is annotated as ribosomal protein L36a like. The record is from RefSeq and is a predicted model, not a curated record. Gene Ontology annotation, molecular function: structural constituent of ribosome. Gene Ontology annotation, cellular component: ribosome; cytosolic large ribosomal subunit. Bases 117 to 437 code for a protein of 106 amino acids. Gene Ontology annotation, biological process: translation. Lineage: Eukaryota; Metazoa; Chordata; Mammalia; Rodentia; Muridae. The transcript is spliced from 2 exons.